Messenger RNA from Phascolarctos cinereus (koala), 10115 nucleotides. It is a transcript of the gene SHISAL1, whose product is annotated as shisa like 1. Lineage: Eukaryota; Metazoa; Chordata; Mammalia; Diprotodontia; Phascolarctidae. The record is from RefSeq and is a predicted model, not a curated record.
GAUGCUGACCCAAGGCACUCCAAGAGCACAGCUGGGGUGAACCUACCAAGCUAGACGGGCAUCAGGCCCAGGCCAAGUGACAGACUGCAUGGCUGUUGUCUGGAGACUGUCCCGGCUCUCCAGAAGGCCAGCCCAGCCACCAGAUUUGCUUGGACACAACCAUGUGUGAAUCUACCUACUAAGGUAAUUCCCUGACGGAUCAAUGACAGCCAAACGAUGACAAGUUGUGGCCAACAGUCCUUGAAUGUGCUCAUGGUCAUUCUCUCAUUGCUGUUCUCAGCAGUGCUGUCCGCGCACUUUAGAGUCUGUGAGCCCUACACCGACCACAAAGGUCACUACCACUUUGGCUUCCAUUGUCCUCGGCUUUCCGACAACAAAACUUUCGUCUUGUGCUGUCACCAUAACAACACGGUCUUUAAAUACUGCUGCAACGAGACGGAGUUCCAGGCGGUGAUGCAGCUGAACCUCACCAGGCAAUCCGAAGGCUACAUGCAUAACAACUACACUGCCUUGCUGGGCGUCUGGAUCUACGGCUUCUUCGUGCUGGUCUUGCUGGUGUUGGACCUUUUGUAUUACUCGGCCAUGAACUACAAUAUCUGCCGAGUUUACCUGGCGCGAUGGGGGAUCCAGGGGGCGUGGAUGAAGCAGGGCCCCGGCCGCUGGAGUAAGCCGGCUCAGGGUCCGAGCCCCGCUCAGCCUCCAUCCCCGGCGGCGGCGCCCCCAGCCCCUGCGGCCUCUGCUUCUGCGGCGCCCCCCUCCAGGCAACACACACUGGCAGAGGAGACACGCUAAGCCCACCACCGCUCAUGUCCUUUCCGAGCUCCUCGGCCUGAAAAACUCGCUGCUGUGCCUCGGGAUGGGAGAGGGGAGAUUACAAAACCACGGGCAGCUUCCAGAAGGAAAGACAUCCAGGGGGACAGAAGGACCAGCCAAGCGGGCGGUGGAUAGCGGUGACCCUUCAGCUGACUUAGGAAAUGAUGCUCUGCGGUGAAGAAGGGUGCCAGGACAGCAGUCCUUAAGCAAUAUUCCCAUCGUAGACUGAGGGUACUAGGAAGACGUUGGCAUCUUUACCAAGGGACUCCUGGCAGCAGCCAGGCCAGUGCCGCUCUGGCCAGACCCAAGGGAAGAAGGAUGACAAAUGGUUCAAGUCGCCCUCCUCCGCCUCCUAAUCUCCAGUAGUCACCAAAUCAAGCUUAAUGUAAAUGUCAGAAUAUUGAAUGUGAGGUUUUGUUUUAAGUUCUCCAGCGAAUAUGGGAGGGGUUUGCCAGCUGGUGAUCAGCCAGGGUGUCUGGCCCUCGCUCCGUGGAUGGGGAGGGGUGGGGGGUCCCGCAGCGGUACCAGAGACAGGAUUCAGUCCAGUUGUCUCACUUUCUGGGGGGCUUGAAUUCAAAAGGACAAAUAAGAAUGAAUCCCUAUGGCAUCCACCCUCAGACCAGAAAGUAGCCAGUCAAGUUCUGUGGUAGUCUCUGCAAAUGCCCAGCUCAAGCAUUCAUCAUCAGGGCUUACCAGUGACCAUGUCACAGAAUAAUCCCAUCACAGCAUUCUGAAUUCUUUAGCUUCCUGGAUUGCCACAACAUAGAAUGUUUGAACUAGAAGGUACUUUAUGGGCAACCUAGUCUGACCCUUGUGUUGUGCAGAAGGGGAAACUGAGGCUCAGAAAGGGAACACAAUGUUUCAGGGUCACAGAAGCAAGUCAGCAGUCAGUGACAUGAGUUCACAUUUCAGGGAUUUGCAGAAUGCUCCCCUCUCAACAGCCCUGUGAGGUGGUUUCAGUACGUGGAUUAUUAGUCCCCAUUUUGCAGAUGAGUAAACAGAGGCUCAGAGAACCCAAGUAAUUUGUGGCUGGUCACACAGCUAGUAAGGGUUGGAAUCAGGAUCCAAAGCCAGAUCUUCAGACUCCAAUGCGGUUCUCCAAUGUAUCAUGUUGCCUCCAAAUGUUUUUCUUUUUUUUUAAUUGAAUUGAGUUAAAUCUCCCAAUUAUGAGAUACCAAAUUCUGGCCUUCAAUUUCCGGGGAGAGCUCUGCUUGAAAAAGGAGUGUGUGUGUAAAUGUCUGGGACAAAAAUAGAUGCAAUUAGAGUCAGUUCCACAAAUGCUUAAGUCUAUGCUAGAAUAAUAACAGUGCGUAUUUUAUCAUUGAAAAGCAUUUCACAUCCAUUCUCCCAGCAAAUCUCCUUAUGACCCCUACAAGGAAGCUAGGACUGCCCUAGUAGCCCCAUUUUGCAGAUGAGGAAAUCAAGGCUCAAAUGUGGGAAACUGUUGCUCCCCAGCUUUCCCUCCUCCGUCACGGUCUUCUGAGAUCAAUUAAGAAAACACUGUUCAUCUAAGUACUUUAUCAAGUCUGUGUAAAGGUGGCUAGAAAGGGGGCCAGCUGGGCACGACUCACUGAACCCCUCCCCCUUAGCGUCUGAACGUGGGAUAUUAGAGUCCCGCAGUCCACUCUCCUCCGCCCCCACAGCCCUUGAAAGCGUCACUCCCUCCAGCGCCCCUUAGCCCCAGCGUCGCUCAAUCACCACGCCCAUCUGGACCACCUUGGACAGUGUUCAUUGGUAUUUUUCACCCCCGAGCAUGCAGCAGCAGGGCCUCCCUGCCCGGUGCCUGGGCAAAGCGAAAUGCCCAAUAGCCGCUUCCCAUCUAGGUCUGGUGGCCCUUUGUUUCUUAACAGUGGCUAUAAUUCCACCUCAUUAUCCCCUCUUUCCUUCUCUCUGCUGUUCCUACCCAGAGAGACACUCAUCAUUCCUUGGAAUGUGGCUUCAUCUCCCUCCAAGCAAAGAGUAGGUUUGGAAUGAGGGGGAAGCACUCAGGGCUUCCCUUAACACCCCCCUCCCCCAGGGCCAUCACAGGACACACUUCUUGCCCAGCCUCAGCCACUUCAGGCCAAAGUAAGAUAUUCCCGAGUCCCUCUUAGAGAAGUGGUCCCAUCAUCCCAUUCAAAAAUGAAUGACUCCUCUUUGCCCACCUUAUCAAGGUAGGCAAACCUCUACCUGGUUUUCCAUGCCCAUUGCAAUUUUUCAUUGGUCUGCCUUACCAGCUUUCUCUCUCAUUCUCCCAUUUCAAGGCCCCAAACCUACCUUAUUUCCUACCAUUCCCUUUCUAUCACCCUAGAAUCUAGCCAAACUGGACAAUUUACCUUUCCCUGAGCUAGGUCUUGUAGGCUAGGUAAGAUUUUGAUGGGUAGAGAUGGAAGAAACAACAAAGGUCUAGAGGCCAGAAAAGGCAGCAUAGUAGAAUAGCCCUCACUCUGUGAACUACUCUUGGGGACUCAGUUUCCCCAUCUGUAAACUUACAGUGUUGGACUAGCUAGUCCCUCAAUCUCUUUCUCAUAUUCUAGGCUUCUCAAUGCCAGUCACCCCAAGAGUAUGAAUUCCCUACCCAAAGGAUGAGCUGAGGAUGAACCGUGUGACUUUGCCAAUCACUGUUCUAAAGCUGGCCCCAGGAUUAUUUUCAAAUAUACACAGUAAAUUCUGGGAAUCCGGCAUGGUCGGGAAAUGGGGACUUUCCAAAGAAUCCAAGGUUCUGGUUAAUAAUGAGUCACCAGACAGACCCCACCCACUUUAUCAAACUUCAAAGAGUUCUCAUACAGUGUCUUAAAAUCCGCUGGGCCCUAAAAUGUUAUCAUUACAAUCACGAGAGAAAAAAUGGGUGCUAGAAGGUGCUAGAAGGCAAGGUCGUAGAUUUAAGGCUGGAAAGGACCUCAGGGGUCAUCUAGUCCUCACGCACCGUCUUUCCACCCCACCAAAUUGCCCUCAAUUCCUGACACUCCUCCUUAGCAGAUGGGAAUGACUGGACAAUUACCCAGGCCCAGGAAACACCCUCAGUCAGCCCCAGAGGGAGUGGUCAUCAAAAUCCCAAAGGAAGGCACACCUCCCAGUGGGCACAUUGAGCUGGUCUGGCCCUCCUGAUCAACCCUCUAGAUACAAACGGGGAAACUGAGUCUGAGAGAAUUUAUAUGACUAACUCCAGGUUCCACAGGUAGCCUUGAACCUAUAAGGUUAGAUAUGGAAGGAACCUUAGAACUGAACCUGGUUUGGUGGAUAAAGACCCAGACUCAGGGUCAGGAAGAUCUGGGUUCAAGUCUUGCUUCUCACACAUAAUAUCUAUGUCACCCUGGGCAGGUUACUUAACCUGGUCUGAACCCUGCCCCCCCCCCAAAACCAGAUGGCUAGAGUCUGAAAAGCUAGGUCUGAAUUACUCCCUGUGUGACAAAUCCCUGUGGAAGGUCACUUAAUCUCUCCAGGCCUCAGUUUUCCUGAAAUCCCUCCCUCCCAGCUCUAGACCUGUGAUGUCAUCAGCAUUGAAUGGCAGAGUUGGGGGAGAUCUUGGAGUACCCUGAUUGACUUUAACUCCAUCUUAGCAGACUUUUCCAUAACCCUUUACAAAGUGCAUUAGACAUAUUAAUGUGUCUUUUUUCCUUAAAACAAUCUUAUGGGAGAUAGGUAGCUCAAAGACUGUUAUUCCCAUUUUACAGAGGAGAAAACUGAGGGUCAGACUACUGGGUGUCUUAAGUUGUCACAGCCAGGACUUGGACCCAAGGUCUUCUGACUCCAAGUUCUGGGCUGUGCCAACGAUGACCAUAAUGUUAUCUUUCUUCACUCAGUAAGGUCCUUCCUGCUCUCACAUUCUUUGGCAAUUCAAGAAGCAUUUUGAGAACUUCCUGUAGGUCAGGGUUACCAGGAAGAACGCCGGUUACCGGCCACAGAGAUGUGGGACGUGCAGAUGGACACAGGCUUCCAGGCACUGCCAGAUCCAGGUAAUGGAGGGCUGACCUUCACAUUACCUAUUGUCUUUUCCACAGCUUCCCAAGCUAUCCUCACUCUUGUGUCCUCCUCCUGUGAGCUCCUGCCCUGUCCCUCAGUCCUUUGUCUAAAGAAAAAAUGGUAACGCCACCAACAAAGCUUACAUUCACAAAGGAAUUUGUAUUCAAUCCUGAUCUGUGUGACUUACUGUAUUUUGUACAGUUCUUUUCCUUCUGGGAAUUGUGUGUUAUUAAUGAGCAGUUCUAUGCUUUUUUCCUACCCUCUCCCUAUGUAUACUGUACUCGGUGUGUGUCUUGGACUCUCUAUACUGAGCCAAUAGUUGGUAGAUGCUCACUGGCUUAUUUAGUUUCUUCCACUUUAGCCACACCCACCUGUACAGCCCUUACCCAUCCCCAAGGUAGGGGAACAGGUCUUCAGCUGCUCCCAUAACAACACAUCUGGAAACCUAGUCAUUUGAUUGUCAGCAUUUGCUGUUGACUAAGAUCAACCUUAAGCUGUUAAUUUAAAAAUGCGUGCAUCUUGCAGGUAGAUUCCCAUACCCACCCAAGUCCCCACUACCAUGAUGCUUUACAGCAUCAAUAGGGGGUUAGCGGUAUUCCUGUCAUCAGGACUUUGAGGUCUCUGCUUAACCGAUGGAUGCAGACAAUUUAGAAAACACCACAGGCUUUGGGCUGGAAAGGAGAGUUAUUCAUUCUCUCAUCUUGGGGCUCUGCCUAUCAGGGUCCCCUACAGGCUCGGACACAGCCCCACUCCCCAACCUAGGGGGCUGGCUGAGGUAGAAUCAUCAGUCCCGUGAUGACAUGAUGUCUUUGGGCUACAAAAAGCAUUUCACAGGCAUCGCUUCACUGGCUCCUUGCAGUAGCCCUAAAGAUAGAGGGUACGCUGAUCCUUCUACCCAUUUUCAGGUGAGGAAACAGAGGGAAGCUCUUGAGGGUGAAAAGUGAUGGAGCCAGAGCGCGAAUCCAGGUUUUUGGACUUACAGGUCAAGACUCUCUCCUGCUGUUGUACUGGCUCUGUGGCUUGUCCAGCCUUUGCUGCUUGUUUUCUCACCCAUAGUCACGUCCGUCUCCUCACCUCUGAUGGAGGAGAUGAAACCCAGAUUCAUUCAGAUGAAGUGUUUGGGGGGCACCUCCAUCAUGGUGCCCCCUCCAUCCUAGCCCUUCACCCCUCCCCCUUCAUGCAGAUAAUCGGGAGCUGUGCGUUAAAACAUCCCACCCCUGACAAUCCAGACUGACUUUCCACCCUCUUGUGGUGCUAUUUCCAGCCUACUCCUCACCUGUUAAUUAACAGGAUACUUCAGAGCAGCACAGUUUCCUGAUUGACUAAUGAAGGACGGAUUCCUAAUGACUUUGGGUACUAUGGAUCCAGGAUCCUCAGAAGGUCAUGAGCAAAUUGCUGAGCUAGGACUGACAACUCUCAGAACAGUAAAAACUUCCCAUCAGAGAGCUAGAUUUUGGGCGAUACCGCUCCAAACACUGAGUCACAGAACUGAAAAAUCGGAGAGUUGGAAGAGACUUCAGAAACCCGUUAGUCCAGCCCUGAGCUGAACCACAAGUCCAUUCUUUAAUACCCCUUACAGGUGGUUACCUAGCUGCUAUGCGGAUACACCCUAUGACAGGGAGCUCACUACCUGUUCAGGUAGACAGUUGGAAAGUUCUAAUUAUUCUUUCUCCUCUCAAGCCAAAAUCUGCUUCCUAGAACUUUCUGCUAUUACUACCAGUUCUGCCCUCUGGGGCUAAGCACAAGCCAAAUCCCUCUUUCCCCUAAUAGUGUUUUAGAUACUUAUAUCAUCUCUUUUCUAGGCUAAAUAUCCCCCAGUUUUUCUAACUGAUCCCCAUGUGGCAUGGACUCAAGCCCCUUCACCAUACUGGUUGCACUCCUGUGGGCACCUAGAACAUACCAAUGUCUUUCUCAAGCUAAUGUGCCCUGAACUGAACAUUAUCCAAAUGUGUCCUGAUGAAGGAAAAGGACAAGGACUUGCACCUCCCUAGUCCUGGACACUACAUCUCUCUUAAAACAGCCUAAAAUUUCAUUAGCUUUCUGGUCUGCCAUGUCACUCUGUUGAUUCACACUGUCUUUUUUUUUUUUUUGGUGGUCCACUAAGAACUCCUGAUUGUUUUCAUUGUAAUUAUUGUCUGGCCACAACUAUAUCUGAAUUGACUGCACUUGAGGGCAUGACAUAAAUGUAGCUAUGUUCUACAUUACAUUAAUUAGACAUCUGCCCUCCAUUGUAACAUACACCUCCACAAAAAUUCUAUUAUAUAAUAUGUAUUAUAUAAUAUUAUAAUAAUUCUAUCCUUCAAUCUUAUGAUAAAAUUUUUCCAUUCUGGACUUGAUCAUAUCUGAGGACCCCAAGAGGAAAGGUUAGGGAAAGUACAAGUUUAUUACUUGCAACCUGUUGCACAGGAGUCCUCUGAGAUGUCUCUGGCACAGAGCAGUGCUCACAGAACAAUCAGUGCCUACCCAUGAGGGCCUUGGGGGAAAGGUAGGAGAAAGGUAUUCCUGAGAUAAUACAGUACUUUAUCUUGGGAAAAACUAGUAAAAAGCUUAGUUCUAUAAUAAAGGAGGCUAUUCAUGGGUCUCAUGGGCCAUGUCCAUUUCAUACAUUUAUCAGGGAAGGGUUGACACAGGUCAAAAUUAAUGAAUUAAGUACUUUCCCAACAAUCCAGCACUCAUCGAAUGUCAGAGCUGCAAGAGACCUGGGAACAGAGAUCUAAGGCAAUGACCCUGCCUGAAGCAUUACAUAAACCCAAAGGAUGAGUGAGAUCCGUGUCGCUGGGGACAUGGUCUGACCUACAGUGGGUCAGACACGCAAGCUGCUUUUCUAUUCUCCAGUAUCAAGCCCAGAUGCAUAGCUCUGAUAAGCAUAGGACAAAGGCAAAUGACUGGAAGGGGUUAUGAGCAAAUGAUGCCCGGGGCCCAUUGUUUUCCAAUUGGCUCAUUCUAUCUCCCAAAAGGUCACCUUCGCUGCAACCUCCUAAGUGGGGGAGACAGUAUGAUGCAAUGGAAAGAACCCAGGCUUAGAAGGCAGGAGACCUGGGUUCUAAUUCUGGCUCUGCCUCUAACUCCCUGAGUGGCCCUUCCUCUCCCUGAUCCUGCAUUGCCUCGUCUAUAGAAGGAGGGUAUUGAGAACAAACAUACCAUGGAAUUCUAGGUCUUGCCAAAGCCCUCCUAAUGCGGUUCUGCAGGCAGUUUGGAAGCCCUUCAGUCCCUGAUAUGGAGAGUACAUUCAUACCCAGUGUUGGGAAGAAUGAGGUUGCGGUGAAGACAUCUUUCUUUGAUUAGCAGGAGCGUCAUUAUCAGUCUACACCCUGGGAUUCCCAUGCCUGGCUACAGAUGGGCUAUGAAAGGGUCAACAACUCCUAACCAAUCCAGGACCAGAGUGCCUGAUAGGAAGACCCUAAACCUGCUGCCACAAGGUACCACCAGGACACUGAACCCAGACACGUCAAGACAGACUGCUUUGUCAGAAUCACAUCAUAUUGACUUAGGAAGUUUUACUUUAUCCUCUGUUACUUACUAUUAGUUACUGGGUCCUCAGCCGAAACAGAUGCACAAUGCCAAGGACUUGUAUUCCCCUCCCCCACAGAACGUAAUCUCCUUGAAUUCAGAGACUGGCAUUUUGGUCUUUACAUCCCCCAUUCCUCCCAUGGUGCCUGACACAGGGUAGGCAUUUAAUUAAUGUUUGUUGCAUCCAAUUGAAUUAAACAUCAAAGAUUUCUGUCGUUUGUGACAUCUAUCAAUAAUGAGCCUCUGGCAUCACAAGUCAUUUCUUUUAAGACUUAUAACACUGUGCCAAUCCCUGCAUAGUUGUAUACCCAACCAUGGGUUGGCAGCCUUGUAGCAGCUCCUCUCCACAAAUUUGGAUUCACCUUCAAUAAGAAUAUUGCUUAAGAGUCAAAGGGAAGCACCUUAUGUGUAUACAGCAGCAUUUGGAACAAAAAACAAUGCAUAGGAAAAGACACAGAUGGUGGCACCGUGUUCCCUUGCUACCAGUGGCAGUAUGGUGCCAGUCAAGAAUGCAGAUUCCAUAACACAGCUAGCAAUGAAUGUUUGGAAGGUUUGAAUUCUUUGGUGCAAUUAGACAUGCCACUGCUAUUAAAAAUUUCUCCUUGGGCUACAUCCCAACCUGGUUAUGGCAUUGAACCCCUAGCAAAGAAGACACACUUAGGCUGCACUGUCCCUCUGAAAAUGGGAGGGAUGACCAUGAAAGGUGUUUUCAUGGCAGCUGCAUCACCGUGCUGUGUCCACACACACAAAAAGGAGAGGGAAAGGAGCUUCCUGCAGAAGCAGCAUGUAUAUUGGCCACGUUUUCUGUCUUGGGCUACAUGACUGACCUGAUGCUUUACAAACAAAGUGCUGAAUGAGGUCACCACUAGACUUCAGAACUGGAAAGAAAUAUUGAGGUCGCCUAGUUCUCCCUCUCAUUUUACAGAGGAGAAAACUAGUCCAGAGAGGGGAGGGGACUUGUCUCCAGUCACACAGGUUGUAAGCAGGCUGAUAUCAGAACCUGGGAUUCUCUUGACUCUAAUCUUGCUAUUUCAGCAUGUCUCCUCUAGCUCUGAGACUCUACGAUUCCUGUUACAUACAUCAUCUUUUCCAAACCUGGCCCGUUCUUAGCCAAAUUGGUUCAGGUUGUUGAAAGAACUGUCAAUACGAAUUUGACCCUUAUAAAUUGGAUAACACCAAGACAAAGAUUUCCCACUCAGAGGCUUUUUUAAAAAGUCAGAUUACAUAGUAAACUCUUGAAGUUAAAUGACAUUAGAUCUUAGAACCUAUUGAAUUUCUUUCGCUGUUGAGUUGAUCACAUUAGGGAUUAGCCAGAAAUAACUCUUUUGUGUCUUCACCAAUUCCUAUGAUGUUAUUCUGUUCAUCAUUUUCCCCUGAAGUUUCUAUUUCGGAGCUAAGGAAAUGUCUCACAAUUCAAUAAAAUAACUGAUGGAGUCCAAGGCGAGGUUACUUGCAAUAACUGAGACAGUAUUAAAGGACAAAGAGUUUAUCCAUCUUCUUUAGUUGGAAAUAGCACUCUCCCAAAGCAGUCUGUGUUUUCUUCCAUCCUCUCCAGUGACCAGGAGUGGGCUCAUUGGGUCAGGAUCAGUGCUUCUGUCUCUCUCUUGUCAACCCUGGAUGGGCUCAGUCAUGGGGUGUUUCUAAGAAACGGUGUCCAGGGAAACCAAAUACUAAUAAAUAUGAAUAAUAAUACAAAUAAUAAUAACCACAACGUGUUUUACACUUAGCGUUAUUGCGCUGCUUUUGUCUUUCUAUACCGUAGUUUUUAUAAAGAUGUCUUCUGGUUUUAAUAAAUGAGUGUGAUGUCAAUUACUCCCUCGAUUAAAAUUGGCUUUAAUGUUUCAACACGG